This is a messenger RNA of Mytilus trossulus (common blue mussel), 2743 nucleotides long. RefSeq names its product SAGA-associated factor 29-like. NCBI's taxonomy places the organism in Eukaryota, Metazoa, Mollusca, Bivalvia, Mytilida, Mytilidae. Bases 207 to 1139 code for a protein of 310 amino acids. The record is from RefSeq and is a predicted model, not a curated record. The transcript is spliced from 10 exons. Gene Ontology annotation, cellular component: SAGA complex.
UUUACCUUGGUCUGACAAACGUAAACAAAGCAAAUUCACAGACCAAACAUUUACAACACAUGUCUACAAUCAUGUAGCACAAAACCAGAAAUUACAUGUUAUUUAAUACACUCUAAUAAAUAAUAUUGGAAAACAGUCAUCCAUUUUACUUCUGAAAGAAAAUUAUAGCAUUGUAGCAGAGUGAUAGAAAAACCGACACAUUAUCAAUGGGUAGAACUAAGACUAUCAGCGGUCGAGGUGGAACGAACAGUCCAUCGUCAUCAGACAGCAAUCCAGCUUCAAAUACAGCACAAAAAUCGGAAACUAGAAUAAAGGAUUUACUGAAGGAAUUGUAUACUUUAAUACAUAAUGUUCAGGACGAAAGGGCUCGUGGGGAACACAACUUGACAAACAUAUCAAAGACUCAUGAAAGAAUGCAACAGGAACAGAGAGUGACACCCUACUACAAGACUAAAUUGAAAGGCCUGUACAAGACAGCCAUGCAGGACGCUGAAGUAGAAGCAGAACUUUUAAGGAAAGCUUUAGAUAAGAUAUCAGAGAUAAAGUCUAUCAGAGAACAAAGGAGAAUUGCUGAUUCAGACAGACCUAAGCCUAUAAUGAGAAGGGGUGUACUGAUGUCUAUGUUACAGCAGAAUGCCAGCACACUGCCAUUGUGGGUCAGCAAGCCUGGUGAAAAGCCCCCUCCAUUGUGUGGUGCUGUACCUGCAGACAACAAUUACAUAGCCAAGCCUGGAGAUAAGGUUGCUGCCAGAGUGAGGUCAGAUGAUGAGGAGAAUUUGAUCUUGGCAGAGGUUGUGUCCUUUAUUGCAUCAGCAAAUAAAUAUGAUGUGGAUGACAUUGAUGCUGAUGAAGGAAAAGAAAGACAUACAUUGAGUAAAAGAAGGAUUGUAGCACUACCAAUAUGGAAAGCUAAUCCUGAGACAGAUCCGGCUGCUUUGUUUGGUAAAGGAUCUUUGGUGCUGGCGUUAUAUCCACAGACAACCUGUUUCUACAGAGCACUUAUACAUGAACCACCAAAGAAGCAAGGAGAUGAAUACUCUGUACUAUUUGAAGAUACAUCCUACCCUGAUGGGUAUUCCCCUCCACUGAUGGUUGCUCAAAGAUAUGUCAUUCUGUGUAAGGAGGAUAAGAAGAAAUGAACAGUGCUAUGUGAACACAAAAUAAUGUAUUUUAGAAAUUAUAUUUCUCAGCUGCCAUUUUUCGCAGUAUAAUAUUGCCAACUAUGAAACUGCAUGUAUGUUUUUUUUUUCUCAAAUUCAAGAUGUUAGUUAAGUUGAAUGCUUUCUGAUGUAUAUUUUUGCUUUCUGAUGUAUAUUUUUGAAAUACAAGUUAUGAAUGCUUUAAGCAGUAUCUUCUAAAUAUAAAGGGUGAGGCAAUUGAUGGUGUAUUUGUAAAAGAAUAUUUGUUUUUGCUCAUCUAGUUAUGUUUAUAGAAUACAAUGUAUAAUUAAGGACUGUUAAUAUUGUUAUUAUGUAUAUAAAUAUUAAUGUAUAGAGUAAGGUGAUAAGUUAUGAAUAUUAAUGAGACAACUAUUAUCAGUCCAGAUGAUGUGGAUGUUCAUGGACUCAAUAUCAUAUUUCAUAUACAUGGAGUAAGUACUUUGAAUAUUUGAAGCAGUGGUAAUGUUUAAAAAUAUAUUCAGAUUCUGAUCAGUUGUUUUUAGCAACCCACUCAUAAAUGUGAUUUCAAAUGCCAAUCCUAGAGGCCACAUAUAAGACGUAUAGAAUAUGCCUCUGCUUAUCUUUAGAAUUAAUAGAUAUAUCAAUAUGUUAUAAAUAUUAAUGUUUUUUUACUAAGAGAUAUUAAUUAUCUGGAUUAAAGUAUGAGUGACAAUGAGAAAACUCUCUAUCCAAGUUAUAAUUUGUAGAAGUAAACAAUUAUGGGUCCAGGUACAGUCUUCAACAUGGAACCUUGGCUCACACUGAAGACAUCAAGCUAUAUUGGAUCCAAAAUAUUACUGGUGUAAAACCAUUCAAACAUAAAAACAACAGUCUAAUAUCCAGUAAUCUAUAUGAGAAACAAGAAACAAUUAUGAACCACAUCAACAAACAACAACAACUGAACAUCAAAUUCCCGACUUCGGACAGUUGCAAUCAAAUGUUUUGAGUUUAAGCAUUUUAAUAGGUACCAACCUUCACCCUAUCUGAAACAAUAGUGUAACAUCACAACAUAGAUGUCUAUACUUUAUUUGUCUUACUGUGCUUAACUAGUAACAAUAGCAAUGGCUAAACAGUUUUACCUAAUUGCAGUUUGAAUUUUUCCCACAAACUAAAUAACUGGUAAAAUAUUUUAACAAUUUGCUCAAGUUAAAGAUUAUUAGUAUGAAGUGUGUGUUGUGAAAUAAAAUGAUAUAUUUACCAUCCAGCUCAGUAAUUUUUCAAAGAUGUGUAGGAGUUAUUUGGGAAGCUGUUUCUUUCAUACCACAAUUUAAUUUCUGGCAAGAGCUAAAUUAAAUUGUUCUUGUAAUCAAAACUGUAAUCAGAUGUUUUAACAAAAUAAAUUUUAAUUCAUUAUUUCUCAUCAUCUCUCUUUCUGCAUAUUUCAAUAUUAUCAUGUCAUGUUAUUUUUAUAAUCUAUUUUAUUUAGGACUAAGAUAAAUUAUUGUUUCUUUGUUUAAAAUUAUAAUAUAUUUGUUUUGUAUUGAUAAUACCAUACAUAAUGUAGUUCUGUAUUAGUUUUUACAUCUGUACCAAGUACAAGAUAUUGUAACAUGUAUUGUUGGAAAAUAAAUUUAAAAUAGUUA